Molecule: messenger RNA, 4993 nt
Organism: Dunckerocampus dactyliophorus (ringed pipefish)
Lineage: Eukaryota; Metazoa; Chordata; Actinopteri; Syngnathiformes; Syngnathidae
Gene: gata3
Product: GATA binding protein 3
Exons: 5
Coding region: 2682-4007 (441 amino acids)
Biological process (GO): negative regulation of transcription by RNA polymerase II; immune system development; regulation of epithelial cell differentiation
Cellular component (GO): nucleus
Molecular function (GO): RNA polymerase II cis-regulatory region sequence-specific DNA binding; zinc ion binding; DNA-binding transcription factor activity, RNA polymerase II-specific
Source: RefSeq, a predicted model, not a curated record
AAAACAUCAUUUGUUGUUCUUAUGAUUUAUUAUUAUUUUUUUUAAUCGCCUUUCACGGCUGCAUGUUUUCCUCGCGUGUAUGCGCGUGCGUGCGAGUCUUGAACGGAAUGCUGCUCGCUCGGUAACUUUUUUUUUCGGGUUGAAAUGUUGUCCAGCAAGACCGAAUGGAUGGGAUUAUUAGGAUUCUUCUUCUUCUUCUUCUUAUUCUUAUUAUUAUUAUUAUGAUCAAUGAUACCGAUGACGAUGAUGAGAGUCAUGUCCGAUGCAGCGGAGGCUGCGUGUCCAUUGUGCACGCAGCCUCGCGCACGGUCGCCAUUGUUGCCUCGUCGGGCUUCAUUUGCUGCUAAAAUAAGAGAAAAGCUACAACUAAAAAUCAUCAAAAUAAUAAUAAUAAUAAGUGAAAUAUAAAUAAGACUUUACCUGCUCUGCUUCGUGCACGCCUUCCAGUCUUUUUAGUCCUCCCACACACACGCGCACGCACACACACACCCACACCACAUGAUAAAAUGAUUUUUUUUUAAAUAACGGCGUUAUUUAAUUUCAUGAGGCCUCCAAAGGACAAAAAGGCUCAAAUGCGGAGUUGCGUUGAUGUGCUUUCCGGUUGUCUGUCAGGAAUUGAGUGCUUCAUCACACAAAAUGACUUUUAUGUGCCUCUUUGCCCAUCAAUUUUCAGAAUGACACAAAAGAGUAGGAACCGUAAUUAUUCUGGGAAUAAUAACUCUUGAAAAAAAGAAGACGGUUUCUUACUUUCACGCACGCACACGCGGCAACGUUAUUUCACGCCCUCGCUGUUUCCUUCCAAGAAGCCGAGCUGCUUCACACCGUCCUGACAAUUCGUCUCUUAUUUGACUCACAAUCAGUUGGCCUUUUAUUCGCGUCUGGGAUUCCACGUUCGUUUAUUCCUCCGGAUAAUUCCCCCACGGGUGUGAAAUCACAUAAAUGUAGUUGUGGCGUGUGGACGGAAUAAUAUCUGACGGGGGAAGGAGCAUUUCCUCGUCUGGAAAACGCACUUUGAAAUUUUUCACUCGUCCACUCCUUGAGCUGCUUCUUUUAUUGUCAUUUUUGCGCCGUGCUGAUGAACUGGCUGCUAAAGGAGCCCCCGCAAGGCCAAGUGCACCCACACACACGCGCGUUAUCAGCGCCAUUUCAUCCCAGGCUGCCAGUGGAAUAAUCCACGCCGGUCUUAGAUUGUCACAUAUAACACUCCCUAUCAUGGUGCUAGAAUUCAAAGAAAAAAGUCCGAUUCAAAUCUAAAUUGUCCCUUUCACCCUCCUGUUGUUUUUAGAUGUUUAUUUUACUGACGGGGGGGGGGGAAUAAUCCUAAUCUGGGUUUAAGGCCCCGUUUAAUUUGGUGUGCGUGCCUGCACACCUUGGGAUCUGCUGGAUCAUUCUGGAUCACAACAUGAUUGGCUGCUUAGACCGACUCCAAGUGUACCUUUUCAUCCUCCUCACUUCCGGGAUGUUUACACCGACGUGACGUCACACCCGAUGCGCCCCUCCCCUGCGUGACAAAUAAUCCGAUUAAUUUCAAACUAGUUGGAUGUUUUCCCCCAACAAAGGCACAUGAUUAUGUUUGCAAAGAUUUCAUCACUUCUAUCUGUUGUUUAUUCAUAUUUGAUGUGUUUUAUUGCUGUUUGCAUUCAUUUGAUUGAUGACGUUUAACCACAUCUGACGUCACCCCAACCCCCAGUCAAGCCCAUUGAUCAUUUUUGUUGUUAUUAAUUAAAACUUAUUUUUAGUAUUCCGAAAAGAGAAGGAAGGAAGAAAAAGAAAGAGGACACGUGAACAUAAUGGAACUUUUGCCACGGGAGGUGCGCGUGCACUUUAGGAGCCAUGCAUGCAGGCCGCGAGAGGACGCCGUGGUGCAGCGGAAGACGACAACCCGCACGCCUCAGCUGCACUUUCACAGUAAAAAAAAAAAAAAAAAGACCAUAACCUUGUUGAAGAGAUUUCAAGCCGCGCAUGCGCACUCCAGCCGCUUCCUUUUAAAGCGACGACAUCGUAUCUUUGUUUUUAAAACGUCCUGAAGUGGCAUCGAGACACGUCCCCGCCAGUGUCCCCUGCAGCCCCCGCGCGCGUUCGGUUCAAUUAGGCCAGGCCCCGCCCCCGCCCCCCACCCCCUCGGCUGAUGACACCCACCCAGGACCCUCCUUAAGUUGCGUCGCGCCACAGCUGUCUGCUCUCAUUGAGCCGCCUGGCGCCAUCCUGAAAGAAUGCCUUCAGUGUGAGGACGCAUAGACAGAGAGAGAGAGAGAGGGAGAGAGAGAGAGAGAGAGAGAGAGAGAGUUAACCUGUUGAUGCCCCCCCCUUCAUCACAUCACAUCAUUCCCUCCAGCCCAAAACAAGAAAGACUGACUUUUUGGGGGGGAGUUGAGGAUCUCCGCCCGGGACUCUUCUUCUUCCUCCUCUCCAUGUUGGACGUACUCCUCUUCCCCCUCCUCUUCCUCCUCCUCCUCGUGUAAUGCGGGCCGUGUGUUCCAGCAGACGUCCGUCGAACCGGGCCAGAACCGCUCGAGCGCUCUAACGUGUCCCGUGUGUGUGUGUGCGCGCGCGCGUGUGUGUAUGUGUGUCCAGGUGACUUGUGGAUUUUUUAACGCUGAAAGGCAGACGAGAAGGCGAAGAAGACGGAUUUUUCUCGCUACUCUUCUUCCUCGCAUGAACAUUUGAAGACGCAAAGAAUCAUGGAAGUAAGCGCGGACCAGCCCCGCUGGAUGAGCCCCCACCCCGCGGUGCUGAACGAGCAGCAUCCCGGCUCGCAUCACCCGGGCCUCGGCCACUCGUACAUGGACCCCUCGCAGUACCCGCUGGCUGACGAUGUGGAUGUACUCUUUAAUAUCGACGGGCAGGGGAACCACGUCUCCCCCUACUACGGCAACUCUGUGCGGGCCGUGCAGCGGUAUCCCCCCCCUCCACACAGUAGCCAGGUGUGCCGGCCCUCCCUGCUGCACGGCUCCCUGCCCUGGCUGGAGGGCAGCAAAGGCAUCGGCCCCCACCACAGCACGUCCCCGUGGAACCUGAGCCCCUUCCCCAAGAACCCCCUCCACCACGGCUCCCCGGCCGGCCUGUCCGUGUACCCCCCGGCCUCGUCGUCGUCCACCGGACACUCCAGUCCGCACCUCUUCACCUUCCCCCCCACCCCUCCCAAGGACGUGUCCCCGGACCCGGGCAUCUCCACGCCGGGCCCGGGCGGGUCCGGGCGGCAGGAGGACAAGGAGUGCAUCAAGUACCAGGUGACCCUGGCCGAGAGCAUGAAGCUGGAGUCCGCUCACAGCAGGAGCGUGGCGGCCAUGGGGCCAGGCUCGUCCUCUGCCCACCACCCCAUCGCCACAUACCCACCCUAUGUCCCAGAAUACGGGCCAGGCCUCUUCCCACCAAGUAGCCUGAUAGGUGGGUCCUCUUCUAGUUAUGGUUCCAAAACAAGACCAAAAACAAGGUCCUGUUCAGAGGGCAGGGAGUGCGUGAACUGCGGGGCCACGUCGACCCCGCUGUGGCGGCGGGACGGUACGGGUCACUAUCUGUGUAACGCCUGCGGACUGUACCACAAGAUGAACGGCCAGAACCGGCCCCUCAUCAAGCCCAAACGGCGGCUGUCGGCGGCCCGGCGCGCUGGAACAUCGUGCGCCAACUGCCAGACGACCACCACCACGCUGUGGAGGCGGAACGCCAACGGGGACCCCGUGUGCAACGCCUGCGGCCUCUACUUCAAGCUGCACAAUAUCAACCGACCUCUGACCAUGAAGAAGGAAGGCAUCCAGACUCGCAACAGGAAGAUGUCCAGCAAGUCCAAGAAGUCCAAAAAGUCCCAGGACACCAUGGACGACUUCUCCAAGAGUCUGAUGGACAAGAGCAGCUCUUUCAGCCCCGCCGCCCUCUCCCGCCACAUGUCCUCCUUCCCGCCCUUCUCGCACUCCGGCCACAUGCUGACCACGCCCACCCCCAUGCACCCUUCCUCGAGCCUGCCCUUCGCCCCCCACCACCCCUCCAGUAUGGUCACGGCCAUGGGCUAGAGGUGACGCCCACCUCAGGCUCCUCUGCUGACGCGCCGCUCCCUCCGCUCCCUGAAGCCCCGCCCCUCUCUGACUGACAGGCCGUCAUCUUCAGUUGAUCUUAUUUUUAUAAAGUCACUUUGGGGGUGGGGGGAGGGGGGUGGAGGUAGGGCAGAAGGGGCGCACUGACCCAGCGGGACGGAGGGGCAGGACAUUUGAUUUCUCCCCCGAAAUAAGGAGCUCCAUUUGUGUACAAAAAGCCAUCAAAAGGUCACCAAAAACUGACUUGGACCAAGCCCCCGCCCCCUUCCUGUUGCCACCGCCCCUCCCAGUCUUGCACCUGUGUAACAGGACACGCUCUUGAGCGAGCAUGUUUGUACAAAUUGUAUCAAAUACAUUUAAUGAAUGAAGACUUGAGCGAAAAAGGAGGGCAGCUGUCCGCCAGAAGGUACGAGGGAGCGAGGGAGCGAGGGAGGGAGGAAGGGAGUCAGGGGGCGCACGCCGCCAUCUUGGAUUCAGUGUAAUGCUAACGUUAACGCCGGCGUGUCUCUAGCUCGCCUUUCUUUUUAUUUUUGGAUGUGCUUUAAGUCUCGGCCUGUUGGUUUGUGUUGACGCGCACGCACGCACACACACACACACACACACACACACACGCACGCACGCACGCACACGCACACGCACACGCACACACACACACACACACUUAAGACUUUCAUCCCGCCCACAGAUUAUAUGCAUUGUGAAAAAAAGUUCCUGUAUUUGUUAUUUGUAUGUAAAAAUCAGAGUACCAAAAAUACGAAAGAAACAAAGAUGUAGAAUUAUUUCUUUAUGUUAUGCAGACUGAAUGGUUGUAAAAAUUUAAUAAUAAUAAUCACUCGUGUAAAAUAUGGCUGCUUUGUUUUUUGUUUUUUUUUGUUUGUUUGUUUGUUUGUUUGGUACCCAACCCCCGUCCCCCCCGUCCCCCAUCCCCACCCUUUGAAGAAUAAUAAAACUAGUUUCAUCUCUGU